CAAGGUCCUGCGGAAACAAGUCGCGGCGUCGCGCGUUGUAACAAUGCUAAACCGACUGCCAAAGUGAUCGCUUUCUUUCUAGUUUUGAAGGGACGAUUCUAACUCGCGUGUGUCGUGUGUCGAUUAGUGAUAACCAGUAACUAGUGAUUAAAAUCUACACAUAGAAUAAACUUUUAUCGCAUAAAUAAAUAUACACUAGUUUCUUUAAAAAAUCGUUGAAAAUGCAAUAAUUACAAUAACGACAAAUUAUUUAAUCACGUCGGUGCUAAACAAACACGAUGGAGGAGGAAUUCCCGGUGAAAUGCUACAAGAACUCGUAUGACAUUGGCAAAUUUCUCACCUAUCAUCCUGGAGGAUUCAAUUACCUACAGAACUAUGAGAACAAAAAUGUGGAACGUCGUAUGAGAGAGACCAAUCAUUCUACUACUGCCUACUACCUGCUUAGGGAAUAUGAAAUCGAUGGCAGGGACGUUGACCAACACGAAGACAAUGAAGAUUUGGAGCAUUUAGUGGAUUGGAACAAGCCAAUGCUAAGCCAAAUAGGAAAAUUGGGCACAAAAUAUAACCAGUGGGUGACGCUACCUGUAGACCGCGAACUGCGGCUGUUUGGAAAUCCGCUAAUUGAAAACCUCACGAAAACACCAUGGUUUCUUGUUCCUAUAAUCUGGUUACCGGUAAUUGUAGUUUUUUUACAUAUUGGUUGGCAAGAUUACACAAAAAGUACACGCCAACCAAUCCACACCUCCAUUUUGAGCGCCAUUGGCCUAACUGCUUUCGGUGUAGUGAUUUGGACUCUUCUGGAGUACACGAUACACAGAUGGGUGUUUCAUAAAAUGCCAUCAGGGCACUCCAAAGCACAAAUUGUGUUUCAUUUCAUCACACAUGGAUUACAUCACAAGGUGCCUUUUGAUCACAAACGCCUGGUAUUUCCACCAUUUCCGGCCGCAAUUGUUGGCUCUAUUCUUUUAGCGAUCUACUCAAAAAUAUUCCCGGGCUCAGUCUUGUUUUUAGUCGCAGGAGGAACUGCUCUUGGAUAUGUGACUUACGAUAUGAUCCACUUCUAUUUGCACUACGGUUCGCCCAAAGAAAAUACGUUCCUGUACAACAUGAAGCGAUAUCACAAUCAGCACCAUUUCGUUCACCAAGAUACAGGUUUUGGAAUUAGCAACAAAACAUGGGAUUACUUCUUCGGAACAUUAAUAAACUUGAAGAAACUUGCAAUGCCCAUAAAAUGGUCUACAUGUUUCUCAAAGAACAAGUAACCGUGUGAUAAAAACUGUUUGCGUAUUGAAUUUGUUACACGUAUGCCAGUGAAUGUUACACGUAAUUUAUUGUUAUCAUUUUAUAAACCAAAGGCACAAAGAUUUCGGCUGAAUACAUUUUUACAUUGAA
Messenger RNA from Dalotia coriaria, 1392 nucleotides. RefSeq names its product Fatty acid 2-hydroxylase (gene Fa2h). Lineage: Eukaryota; Metazoa; Arthropoda; Insecta; Coleoptera; Staphylinidae. Gene Ontology annotation, biological process: lipid biosynthetic process; fatty acid metabolic process. Gene Ontology annotation, cellular component: endoplasmic reticulum; membrane. Bases 279 to 1262 code for a protein of 327 amino acids. The transcript is spliced from 7 exons. The record is from RefSeq and is a predicted model, not a curated record. Gene Ontology annotation, molecular function: heme binding; iron ion binding; fatty acid 2-hydroxylase activity.